Molecule: messenger RNA, 556 nt
Organism: Effrenium voratum
Lineage: Eukaryota; Dinophyceae; Suessiales; Symbiodiniaceae
Source: the annotation of a GenBank genome assembly
AGCUGUUCAAGCUCAUACUUGGCAGCUGUGCAGUUGCUUUCGAGCAAUGUCGUGGUCACCCUUUGUCAGUGCGGUCAAGAAGGCCACCUCGGCGACGAAAAACGUCGCAGGGAAGGUCCGAACCUACAUGCAGGAGCCAUGCAAGGUCCAGGUUCGCAGUGCCCGAGCUCCUUGCGAGGUCCAGGAGAGUGGCGUUCUCGAUCUCAGCGACUGGGUAGAUGUUCACGCGGAGGAGGCAUGGGAGAUCAUUCCCCAGGCGCCCAAAGCCAAGGUGGAGAUGUCACCGCUUCUGACGCGGACACUUGCCGAGCUGGACGCAAGGCGGCGGUGAGGCGAGCUUGACGUCCGCCCUGCUCCGCUGCCAGAGGAGCCUUCAGAGCCGCGCCCAGGUGAGCGUGAGAGUGGGGUGAACGGCCCGACGGCAUGCCUUCAAGUUGAAUGCAUGUCGUUAGGCUUCAAGUAUAUGUGCCAUAGACUGCCUGCGCAACGGUUCCAGAGUUGCACGAAGUUGCUGGCGACAGUCUUGGCACUUGGCCAGCGACUGAAAGACAUGCCC